GUGAAGUUUUGUGUAGCUAGGGAGGGGCUUGUUGUUAAGUUUUCAAAGAAAAUGCAUCAUUACAGACUGUAAAGGGAAAUUUACGACUAAUAAUUUAGCAAUAAUUACGCAUAGUUAGUCUUAUUGACUUCUCAAAUUGGUUUGCGUCGUAAUCGUGUAGAAUUUGGAGAGGAGCAUCAUAGCGGAACAAGAACGUAGGUAUAAUUUGGCGUCCAGCACAAUUAGAGAACGAUCGCCGUGACAACGCCAGUGCUGAAUCAGCGGUUCCACGCCUUGUUGUCUUGGAGCUUGACCAGGAAACGAGUACUUUCAGAAGACAAAAAAAACAGUCCAACUCGCCACUUUCACACUCUCCAACAACAAUGUCCUUGGCACUCAAACAAGUCUUCAACAAAGACAGGACAUUCCGCCCGAAGCGCAAGUUUGAGCCCGGGACUCAGCGCUUCGAGCUGCACAAGAAGGCGCAGGCGUCGCUCAACGCGGGCCUGGACCUGAAGCAGGCGGUGCAGCUGCCGCACGGCGAGGACCUCCACGACUGGGUGGCCGUGCACGUGGUGGACUUCUUCAACCGCAUCAACCUCAUCUACGGCACCGUCAGCGACUCCUGCACGGACCAGUCCUGCCCCGUCAUGUCCGGCGGUCCCAAGUACGAGUACCGCUGGCAGGACGAGAACAAGUACCGCAAGCCCACGGCCCUCCCCGCCCCCAAGUACAUGAACAUGCUGAUGGACUGGAUCGAGGUCCAGAUCAACAACGAGCACAUCUUCCCCACCAACAUCGGUACUCCCUUCCCCAAGACGUUCAUGCAGGUAGCGAAGAAGAUCCUGUCACGCCUGUUCCGAGUGUUCGUCCACGUGUACAUCCAUCACUUUGACCGUGUGAGCCAGAUGGGAGCGGAGGCCCAUGUCAACACCUGCUACAAACAUUUUUACUACUUCGUGACCGAGUUCAACUUGACCGACCACAAAGAAUUGGAGCCACUGAAAGAGAUGACUGCUCGUAUGUGCCACUGAAAGGAAGCCAUCGACCGCAUCGAUCCCAUCAACCGACCCCAGGUGUAACAAACAAACAAACAAAACAAACAAACAAAAAAGAAUCUUCAAGAGUUUAUUUUUUAUAAAGACAAUUAAUGCCUACGUAUUUAGAAAGAAAUGUGUAAAUGAAAAACUUUAUUCUUUACAUGUGUUGGGACGUUUUUUUUAACUCAGUAUUAUUUUAUGUUGUUUGUUGUCGCGAUAUUUGUUAUGGAUAGUCUACAUUAAAAGCAAAUGUUCUCGCUUCA
Sardina pilchardus (European sardine) is the source of this 1282-nucleotide messenger RNA. It is a transcript of the gene mob3a, whose product is annotated as MOB kinase activator 3A. The transcript has 4 exons. Gene Ontology annotation, cellular component: cytoplasm. NCBI's taxonomy places the organism in Eukaryota, Metazoa, Chordata, Actinopteri, Clupeiformes, Clupeidae. The record is from RefSeq and is a predicted model, not a curated record. The coding region runs from base 363 to 1013 and encodes 216 amino acids.